UCAACGUAAAAAAUUUAGAUUAUUCUCUGCAUUUUCCUCUUCUCCACUCUGCCCUAAAAGGUCGAUUCUCUGAUUUUCAGAAAGCUCGAUCAUGAGGCAUUCACGGUUCUAGGUUUCCGUCGAUUCACAAUCAUCUGAUCCGAUUUGCGUGGCACUUUCACGAAUUCAUAUCGAGUAAGUUUUCUGGAAACCCUAAGAAGAUAUGUACAGCAAUUUCAAGGAACAAGCGAUCGAGUACGUGAAGCAGGCGGUGCAGGAGGACAAUGCCGGGAAUUACAGCAAGGCGUUUCCUCUGUAUAUGAACGCGCUCGAGUACUUCAAGACCCAUCUCAAGUACGAGAAAAACCCUAAGAUCAGGGAAGCCAUCACCCAAAAAUUCACCGAGUAUCUCCGCCGCGCCGAGGAGAUCCGUACCGUCCUCGAUGAAGGUGGACCUGGUCCCGGAUCCAACGGCGACGCCGCUGUCGCCACGCGGCCGAAGAGCAAGAAGGAUGGAGAAGGCGGCGGAGACGGUGAGGAUCCAGAGCAGUCGAAGCUCCGAGCUGGCUUGAACUCCGCGAUCAUCAGGGAGAAGCCGAACGUCAGGUGGACCGAUGUCGCUGGGCUCGAGAGCGCAAAGCAGGCUUUGCAGGAAGCUGUGAUUUUACCCGUUAAGUUUCCGCAGUUCUUCACCGGAAAGAGGCGGCCAUGGCGGGCUUUUCUAUUGUAUGGGCCUCCAGGAACGGGGAAGUCUUACCUGGCCAAGGCUGUUGCCACUGAAGCGGAAUCUACAUUUUUCAGUGUAUCUUCGUCAGAUCUGGUAUCAAAGUGGAUGGGCGAAAGUGAAAAGCUAGUGGCAAACCUUUUCGAGAUGGCCCGUGAAAGUACUCCAUCAAUCAUUUUCAUCGAUGAGAUUGAUUCCUUGUGUGGUCAACGUGGAGAAGGCAAUGAGAGUGAAGCUUCACGGCGUAUUAAAACAGAGCUUCUUGUGCAAAUGCAGGGUGUUGGACACAAUGAUGAAAAGGUUCUUGUGCUUGCAGCAACAAAUACGCCUUACGCCCUUGAUCAGGCUAUUCGGCGACGUUUUGAUAAGCGUAUCUAUAUCCCUCUCCCUGAUGCAAAGGCUCGGCAACACAUGUUCAAAGUGCAUUUGGGAGAUACUCCUCAUAACUUGACCGAAGCUGAUUUUGAAUAUUUAGGUCGAAGGACAGAAGGGUUUUCCGGUUCUGAUGUAUCAGUUUGUGUGAAAGAUGUUCUGUUUGAACCUGUUCGUAAAACCCAGGAUGCCAUGUUCUUUUUCAAGACCCCGGAUGGUAUGUGGACGCCUUGCGGGCCUAAGCAACCCGGUGCUAUCCAAACUACCAUGCAGGAUCUGGCCACAAAAGGCUUGGCUUCAAAGAUAAUACCGCCGGUGAUAUCGAGAACGGAUUUCGAGAAGGUGCUGGCGAGACAGAGGCCAACCGUGAGCAAAAGCGACCUUGAUGUCCAUGAGAGAUUCACCAAGGAGUUUGGUGAAGAAGGUUAAUAUAUAUCACGCGCUCAUGUUUCUCAGUAUUACAUAUAUAUAUAUCAGUUUCUUCUUCGAAUCUCAGGGAAGAUCACUGAAUGAAACUCCCCUCCCCACUUAUGUAUGUACCUGAGAUCGAACAAAGUCAUGUUUGAUGCUCAACAAUGUACUUUGCGUGUUCCGAAUUGUGUAAAGAACAGUUUCCCCGACGGAUCCACGGAUAUC
Messenger RNA from Tarenaya hassleriana, 1711 nucleotides. Its product is annotated as protein SUPPRESSOR OF K(+) TRANSPORT GROWTH DEFECT 1-like. The record is from RefSeq and is a predicted model, not a curated record. Gene Ontology annotation, molecular function: ATP binding; ATP hydrolysis activity. The transcript has 8 exons. The coding region runs from base 203 to 1504 and encodes 433 amino acids. Gene Ontology annotation, biological process: endosomal transport; vacuole organization. NCBI's taxonomy places the organism in Eukaryota, Viridiplantae, Streptophyta, Magnoliopsida, Brassicales, Cleomaceae.